AUGGAGGAACAGCAGGAAUUUUUUGGGAAGGUUACACACGUGCUUGGAAGGACUGGGGGAUCUGGGCUGUUAACUCAGGUGAAGAUGGAGCUUAUGCAUAAUAAGAGAACGAUCCAAAGGGCAGUUAAAGGCCCUGUGGCAGUGGGGGAUAUUAUUGAGGUACUAGAAUGUGAACGUGAGCAUCGAAAGACAAGAUAG
Messenger RNA from Encephalitozoon romaleae SJ-2008, 198 nucleotides. RefSeq names its product 40S ribosomal protein S28. Lineage: Eukaryota; Fungi; Microsporidia; Unikaryonidae. Gene Ontology annotation, molecular function: structural constituent of ribosome. The record is from RefSeq and is a predicted model, not a curated record. Gene Ontology annotation, cellular component: ribosome; cytosolic small ribosomal subunit. The coding region runs from base 1 to 198 and encodes 65 amino acids. The transcript has a single exon. Gene Ontology annotation, biological process: translation; maturation of SSU-rRNA; ribosomal small subunit assembly.